CUGCCAAACUAUUCCUUUAUUCAUUUAUUAACCGAGAAUAAUGGCCUAAACAUUUAUUGACGCCAUCUUCAGUUUUAUAAGGAUUGUUCGCCAAUCGCCGUUCGUACGUCGCUGGCAGUGAACGGAACGAAGUGCUGUCGUAUAGAUCGCUGGCUGGCCGUCGGGCUGAAAAUAGUGAACGAAGUAUGAGUUUUCGAAAUAUGUUCGAAUAAAAAGUGAACAGUGAGUGACUGUCAUCGAGCAAGAUGGUUGAUGACGUGAAAGAUAUUACGGAAAAAGCUGAAAGUAAAGAGGCCCUAGACCGAGCGAGAUUAGCGCGCGAGCGUCGCGAGGCUGAACAACGGAAGCGGCUGGACGAGCUGCGCGCGCACGCCGCCGCAGCGCAGGCGCAACGAGAGAAGAGAGACGAAGAUCGACGCCGCAGACAGGCUGAACAGCGCGCCAAGGACGAUGAUAGACGAUUACAGGUAGAGGAACGAAAACGUGCAAUAUGGGAGGCGUCGAUAUCCCGUCGCGAAGCGUUGCUGCAACGCGAACGCGAUCGCACCGAACGAUUGGAACGCGCGCGAGCCGCUCGGUCUGCUCCGCGGCCGGCGUUCGCGUUCGGCUCCUCAACACCGAGGCUAUUAGAGCCCGUCGACUCGGCUGGAUUCUUUUGGGCCGCGCGCAGUACCAACCCCAUAGAUCAGAUGAACUUUUUUGAAUCACUGGCGGCAUCAACAACUAAUGUGAUGUUCGCGUCUGCGCCGCUCACGAGACGCGCGUCCGCACUCCAGCUCGACACGUCCGAUACUGAUAACAAAGACGAACCCGACCGUUCCCCCCAACCCAUCUGGUCGUCCGUGGCCAGACGGCGCACCGACCUGGUGCCCACGCUGCCCGCGCGACCAGGUAGGGCCUACUCCAUGACGCGCCUCGACAAGAUCCCCUCGCAACGCCCGAUACACUCCGCGUCGCCUUCCAUGCACCACCUCAACAGGAGCCAGACCCGGUCGGGCGACACGACGCCCGGCUCCCGGCCCGGUAGCGCCAUGUCCAACACGGCCGUGGUGCGCCGAGCGUCGUCCGCGCCGCGCAAGCCGCGGCCCGCCUCUAUAGCCGGUACGGGUGUUAACACUCCGCGAGGUGCGGACUUCGGCGCGGACACGGGCGCCAGCAGCGCGGCCACCACCCCGUCCGUGUCGCGCGACGCCAGCGCCGUGCACGUGCGCGCCGCCUCCACGCCGCGCCGCCCGCGCCCGCUGUCGCUGCACGCGCACCGACACGCUGGUCCGCUCGGUCCGGGAGAAGGCAAACCGCCUCUCCAUAGAAAACCAAAGCCAUCCAAAGAUCACGAUAAGAGCUCGGGCAAGUCUCUGUCGGCGUCUCCGGGCCGCACGCUGUCGCCGUCGCCCGCCAAGGAGCGCGCUCGGGACGCCGCGGACGAGAAUGUUAUUACACAGCCGGUAUCAGACAAGUGUCAAGUCAGUGCAUUAGAGGUGACACAGAAGUUAGAAGCCCUACAAAUUGGGGACCGCCAGCAAUCAAGCGAAAUCAAAGAAAACAUAGUGAAUAGGCCAGAAACGAACAACGAACAGAAGGUACAACAAAACAAAGUGGAAGAAAAACAGAUAGACGUACAGAAGCCAGAGAAGGAGAGAGAAGAUAAGAAGGAGGAGAAACGAGAGAAGGAGCCUUCGCAGGAGAAGACUGAUGAUAAUGAGAUGACUGCGUCGAUGACUGCACGACGGAUCACAACAGAAGAAGAAGCGAAGGCCGCACUCGCUGAGCGAAGGAGACGCGCUCGCGAGGAGCUCGAGCGACAGGCGGAGCUCGAGAGGCAGAGAUUACAACGUGAAGCAGAAGAGGAAGCAGAGAGACAACGCCUAGAAGAAGAAAGACAGAAACGUGAAGAGGAGGAAGCGAGAGAGUUAGCCGCGCUGCAGAGGAAAAUGGAGGAAGAGAAACUAAGGAAAGCUAUCGAGAUUCAGCAGCAGCUGGAGAAGGAGGAGGCGGAGCGGCGCGUGCGCGAGGAGGAGGAGCGGCGGGCGCGCGCGCGGGACGAGGAGGAGCGGCGCCGCGCCGCCGACGAGGCCGAGCGCGCGCGCCGCGAGGAGGCCGAGCGCGACGAGCGCGAGCGCGUGCUGCGCAAGCAGCGCGUCGAGGCCAUCAUGGCGCGCACGCGCCUCAAGAAGCAAGCUGAAGAAGACAAGAAGCAACAGGAAAUGAAAACGCAACAAAACCAACCAGCUACUGAGUCUACGCCUGCCAACAAUAUUUCUACAUCUAAUGCUACCCAGAACAAUGUAGCACCCGUAAAUAAUACACAGGAUACUGCAGCAUCUGUUACAAAUACUGCCCAAAAUAGUCCAGCACCUGUAACUAAUGCAGCCCAAGAAAGUGCAGCACCUAUAGUAAAUACUGUACAAGACAAUAUAACUCCCGUAGUAAAUGCAGCAGAAGAAAGUUCAAUGAAUGUGUCGCAGGAUACAUCAGCAUCUGUAACAAAUUCCAUUCAAGAAAGUUCAGUAGUAACAAAUGACAGUGCAGCAGUGACGAACGCAGCACCUGGAGAAAAUACAGCAGUCGAAACUAUGUCUGUGGAUACUAGUAACGGGAAUGUACAGACAGGAGAUUUGUUACAACUUGCCGCUAGCCAGCCGGAAGUAACACAAGAGCAGACACAAGUGGCGCCAGACACUCCGCCCACGAGCAACAAUAGUAGCAACGGUAACAUGACUGCCGACCUGCUGGGCCUGUCCCAACAACAUGAGACAAAGGACAAACCAGACGAGCAGCCGCCCAAGCAGAUUGACAACACACCAACGUUGGACGCGAACAACGGCAACGUUGGCCGCAUAUCCGCCAACUUCAUCCAAUCCGAGCGACGCGACGACUUCGCGGCGCACAACGGACACGGACACCCGCACCCGCUGACGUUGCAGAAUGCGAUCUAAUAACAGAGACGUACGGUCGAUAUUAGAACGGCUUCUCCGCGUGCAUAUUGGCUAGGUGAGCUUGACACAACUGUGCCGACACGGUAGAUACAUUGAAUUACGAACUCUGAGCUUAUCGAGUUAAGAGCUCGUUUUAAACGCUGAGGAAGCAUUAGAAGGUCACUGAAUUUGCCACAAUAUCUUCCGAUUUAACUUAACUUAAAAUUUUUCUUCGGUCUUAUCAUUUACUGAAAAAGUAGCUAAAUAUGGUUUAAUAGGUAUUAAUAAAAACCCUUGAUAUAGACCCUUGAAAAUCCCCAUGCUGUUUUAAUAAGGGUUUAAAAACUGUUUAUAUUUCUUUAAGUUAAAAGUUAAAUAACCCAAAAUUGGAAAGGUUUGCUAGAAGUACUAAUGACAUGAAACUAAAUACUCUUUCAAAUUUGAAUAUUUUGUUUAAAAACACGGUCUUUAAUACAAACGUAAUAAGGGUUAAGUUUGUGUAAAUAGCUUCGGCACUACACGAACUGGUCGAGUCUGGUCAAAGAUUUCCCUUAGUGAAAAUUGAAAUUUCUAUAUACGAUUAUAAGAUAAUGAUAGGUUUCUAAGGUGCCUUUACAGUCUUGUUAAUUUUAAAACGGUGCUAAAAUAAUUAAUGAAUAAUGAAAUUUAAUUUCAUCAAUGUUAAAGUACAAAAUUUUAACAAUAAUAAUAAAUUUCAAUAAUGCACAAUAAAUAAUUUAGUUGAAGGAAUGAUCGUUCGUCCUAGCCAAUAUGUAUGGAGCGAGAAUGGUAUAGAUAUGCUGUACUAUUACCACAGGUGCUUUCUCUCUCGCACGUGAAAGUAAAAGAGAGACAAAUAUACUAUUGACAUGAUGUGUUGUAACAACGUAACUUUUUUUAAUCUGUCAAUAUGUUAUCUGUGGUAAAUAUUACGCAUGUAUGUUGGCACAUGAUAUAAUAGUUAUAUGGUUAAUAAUUAUUGCAUUUAAAUCGCAAAUCCACGAUUCUAUUAAGAAUUAAAAAAAAAUAUAUCUAGCUUUUUUUUGUUUUGCUAAUUUUAAGCGAAGAAUUAAUAAAAUAAAUCGUAAUCAUCGCUUGACGUUCCUCGUAUGACAGAAUUAAUAUUUUCAUACGAAUAAAAUAAAAUAACUUCGUUGCUUUUUAGUGAUUAGGAGUCAUGGCAGACAAAACAACCUUGAAGGAGUCAUAGUUUUCUAUACAAAUGUUACUUCAAAUUGUUGGCAAAAUGCAUUUUGAGUGGAAAUAGAAGCGUUCUUAUAUUUUUCACAUAAAAUUAAAAUAUCAAUAACGUCAUUGAUUUCAUAUACAAAAUAAUUUAAUGACUAGUGUCAAAUAGUAAAAAUAUUAGUUUUUUCGUCUGUUUCAUUUCUCCUAAUCGAGUUAUAACAACAGAUUAAAAAAAUUGAAAACAUUAAAUAAUGAUCGUUUGGUGUAUAGGUUGUGUAUAGCGACACUCGUGAACAGUGUUACAAUAAUUAUUUAAUAUAAGUUCUAUUUAUUGUGAUGUUUUUAUUAUUAUUAAUAAUAGAUAAUUCGGCUUUGCUUAACGCAGCCGCUAGUUGGUUAUUAAAUUACUUUCUUUAACGAGGGAUGAUGACAUACGGUAAGGCAAUAUACAUUUCAAUCUUCCUCAUAUGUCGAUGUGAAAACGCUUAUGACUUUCUAUGAUCAAAAGUCUAUUUGUAAGGAGACGGAAGAUUUGGUAAUUUUCGCUCUUUCUCUGAGGAAAAAAUUAUUAUAAAGUUCAGACGCUAUGACAUAAGUGUAUUUACAUAUAAUUUAUGAUAGCUUAUAUGUAAUGAUGAGUAUUAAUUCGCUUGUAUCAGUAAACCGAUUUGCAAUGGUGCGAGGGAGACAGGCAUAUGACGGGUAGCGCGUGUGCGAGUGAGACCGAUGGUAAUCUGAUUUUUUCACCUUUACGAUGAAUUCUGUAAAGAACCAAUCGAAGAAUAUUAAAACAUUAUAACAUUAUUGUUUUUGUUCAAGACUGAAAAUAAAAAAUGGGAUUUUAUUAGAAUUUGCAAAUGCGUUAAAAGUCAAAUGUCUGAAACCUAAAAAUGAAACGCUAGCUAUACCUAAGAAAAAUUGAAACGAUUAUUAUCCGUGUAUUCGUAACUAUUACGAGCCGAGUCAUUGAGGCGACUCACAUAUGUCAUAAUACUGCUUAUUCUGAAUUAUAGCACUUAGAGCGACCAGACAGCUUUGAUACUAGACAAAUGAUGAUUUUGGAUCUCCAUUUAACAUAACACUAACUACAUAAAGAGACUUGUAACAAAUUUCUUCAUAACUAUGGUUUCGUUUCUGAGUAUUUAAAUAUUAUUUGGAGGUCUGAAUAAUCUACAUGAACUUAAUCGCGACGCAAACAAUAACGAGAUAGUAGGUUAUUUAAAAAUGCAUAAACAAUUUUUUGUAAUAUAAGUAGUUAGCAUUCAAUAUAUAAUCUUAGUCUGUUUACAAUUUGCCUUUCUUCCGUUGUUGAAUAAUAUUUUUUUUGUAUGUUUGUAAUUCAACGAUGUUUCCAUUGAAAUUGUCUAUACCAUAAUAGUCUUUAACACGUUGGUAUUGAGACUGAAAUGGUAUACGAAAUGUUUUCUUUAAUCCCUAUUUAUCAAUUUAGUAGUUAUAAUAACAAAUUAUAAUUAAUUCAGGGAACGUUUCCCAAUUAUUGUAUAUUCCAUUUUCUUUUUAUAUCACCUUUCGAUCUAUGGACUGAGGAUGAAUAUGGCGUACGUUGUUUAAUUAUUGUUUGACAUGUUUCACCAAAAAGAUGAUGUGUAAUUUAAGUGUUAAUCUACUCAUUUGGAUUUAAUUAUAAUUUUCAAAAUGAUUUUUUUUUUCAAUGUAAUUAUGAAUAAAAUGCAUAAUAAUUAUAUAGUUUUUGUGCGCCUCGAUCAGACAUAGAGUAUAUUCCCUCGCUUAUGUAGAUAUAACAUUAUACAAUUUUUGCUAAUCGUCCAUUUUGUAAUAUUAUAAACAAAUCAUGUAGUCCAUACUGCGACGGCCUUAAUAAAUAACUUUUACGCUAUUAUUUUCUUAAAACAUUUAAUUUUUUUUUUAAUGAAAGUUGUUUUUAAACGUAAACUUUGUGAUACGAUGCCAUUUUGAUUAUUCAUCGUUUGUACGAUUCGUACUAUUUUUGGUUACCUAUAUAUAAUCUGUUCCCUAAUUUAGACUGAUCGAUUCAUGCAUAUCCGACUUUGUAAUACUUUUAAACGACACAAGUUUCAAGAUGGCGGCGUGUCACGUGUUGCGUGUUGUGUGCUCGGUAGUGCGUUGCGGCUGUGGCUGUCGUUAUAACAAAUAUUAUGUAUUUAUAUCACAUUGAGACAUGGCUUCUAUAUACGUUCUAUUCUUUAUUAUGUUAGCAAUCGAUGGAUUUAUAAGGAGAAAGUUUUAAUAAAAAAUAUUAUGAAAUUUA
This is a messenger RNA of Vanessa tameamea, 6354 nucleotides long. RefSeq names its product MAP7 domain-containing protein 2-like. The transcript is spliced from 19 exons. Gene Ontology annotation, biological process: microtubule cytoskeleton organization. Bases 246 to 2936 code for a protein of 896 amino acids. Lineage: Eukaryota; Metazoa; Arthropoda; Insecta; Lepidoptera; Nymphalidae. The record is from RefSeq and is a predicted model, not a curated record. Gene Ontology annotation, cellular component: microtubule cytoskeleton.